GGGCCGGAGCGCCUGGCCGGCGUGAUGACGUCAGACGCCGCCCGCGCCGCUUCCUGUUGUCAGUGCCGGGAGGCAGCCGCAUCGCGCCGAGCCUGGGGUGCUGCCGAGGCAAGGAGGCCCCCCCCGCCCCGCUCCCCGCUCCCUCUGGUAUCAUGUGAUCCCCCACAGUGCUGCGGCCAGAGUGGAGAUGCUUUCAGUGGUGGAGAAUGGACUGGACCCCCGGGCUGCCAUCCCGGUCAUCAAGAAGAAGCUGGUGGGAUCUGUGAAGGCCUUGCAGAAGCAGUACGUGUCCCUGGACACAGUGGUCACCAGUGAGGACGGGGAUGCCAACGCCAUGUGCAGCGCCUUGGAGGCUGUGUUCAUCCACGGCUUGCAUGCCAAGCACAUCCGAGCUGAGGCUGGAGGGAAGAGGAAGAAGAAUACCAAUCAGAAGCCUCUGCCUCAGCCUGUGUUCUGGCCCCUCCUGAAAGCCAUCACCCACAAACACAUCAUCUCAGAGCUGGAGCACCUGGCCUUCAUCAGUACUGAUGUGGGCUGUUGUCGGGCAUGGCUGCGCCUGGCACUCAAUGACGGUCUGAUGGAGUGCUACCUGAGGCUGCUCCUGCAGGAGCAGGCCCGGCUGCGUGAGUACUACCAGCCCACUGCCCUGCUCUGUGAUGCCGAGGAGGUCGAGUUCCUCCUGAGCCUCCUGCAGGGACUCACAUCCCUGUCCUUUGAACUCUCCUACAAGUCGGCCAUCUUGAACGAGUGGACGCUCACGCCCUUGGCCCUCUCUGGGCUCUGCCCGCUCUCUGAGCUCGACCCGCUGUCUACCUCUGGCACAGAGCUCCAGCGUAAGGAGUCUCUGGACUCGAUUUCCCACUCCUCAGGCUCAGAGGACAUUGAGGUCCAGCACUCGGGCCCUAAGAUCCGGCGGAACAGGAAGCUCAUGGCCUCCUCCCUUAGCCUCGACACGGCCAGCUCGUCCCAGCUGUCCUGCAGCCUCAACUCGGAUAACUGCCUCCUCCCAGGGGAUGACUGCAAGAGCCCUGACCGCUCUGAGGAGCCCAUGUCCUGCGGCUCAGACCCAGGCACAGCCAACGCCGGGAACUCAGACUGCUCUCUGCAAGAGGUGUUGUCAGAAUUCAGCAAAGCCCAGGUUAACACCGUGUCAACUGACGGACUGAGCCAAGAUGUGGAGUAUCCCACUGCCCCGGCCUCGCUCUGCGCCCGUGACCUCCUCACCAGUAUGACCCUGCACUGCAAGUCGCCCACAGAGCCCCUUCCCUCACUGGCAGCCUCUGGAAUGCGUGAUAGUGGCCAUGAGCAGGAGCCAUGUGCCCUGGCACCUGACACCCUGGACUUGUGGCAGCCAGGCUCUGUCCAUGCUGUCCCUGCAGGGAACAUCCCUGGCCAGCAGCCCCAUGGCUCUGCAGGAGAGACAACCAGUGCCAUCAGCCAAGAGGGUGGCCAGCAGGAGCCUCCAGAGCCUGAUGAAGUCAGCCCAAAGCUCCUGGUAUCCUCACCCAGCAGUCCGAAAAGCAAGAGCUGGAUCUCUGAAGAUGACUUCUACCGGCCUCCCCAAGAGAGGGCUCCAGAGAGUGCCAAAGAUGACUCAGUGGCACCUUCCCAAGGGACUCGAGAGUCAAGACCUGGUCUUCACAGGCAUUUUUCUCAAGGACCAAGGAAAAGCUACUCCCUGGGGGCCUUAGACAAAGCCUGUGUGCCUUCCCCGGGAAGCAAGAACACCGAGGCAGCCCCCAUGCAGGAGCAUAAGAACUUCCGGGUGGUGCAUCGCAGGCAGAUGGGGCUGUCCAACCCAUUCCGGGGGCUCCUGAAACUAGGCGCGGUGGAGCGGCGGGGCGCCAUGGGCAUCUGGAGGGAGCUCUUCUGCGAGCUGUCCCCGCUGGAGCUCCGCCUUUACCCAGGCCAUGGGGAGCGCACCUGCAUGGAAAGCUGCUCCCUGCUGCGCUGUGAGGCCGUAGGGCCGGCUCACAGCGAUGGACGCUUUGAGUUGGUCUUCUCCGGCCGGAGGCUGGCCCUGCGAGCCUCUUCACGGGACGAAGCCGAGGACUGGCUGGAGCGUGUGCGGGAGGCCUUGCAGAAGGUCCGGCCCCAGCAGGAGGAUGACUGGGUGAAUGUCCAGUACCCUGAGCAGCCCGAGGAUGCCCCCAAGGAGCCCCAGGGUGACCCACUCUCGGAGCCAGCAGCCCCCCUGGGCACACCAUUAGACUGGUUGUCCGCGCAGGUUUCCGAGCCAGACGCCAUCAAGGAGUCACUGCUGUACUUGUAUACGGACAGGACCUGGGUGCCCUACAUUUUCUCCCUGUCCCUGGAGUGCCUGAAGUGCUUCCGUGUGAGGAACAAUGAGAAGUUGCUGAGUGACAGCCAUGGCGUGGAGACCAUCCGGGACAUCCUGCCAGACACCAGCCUUGGGGGCCCAGCCUUCUUCAAGAUCAUCACGGCCAAGGCCAUCCUGAAGCUGCAGGCUGGGAACGCCGAGGAGGCCGCGCUGUGGCGAGACCUGGUCCGCAAGGUCCUGGCGUCCUACCUGGAGACAGCGGAGGAGGCGGUGACGCUCAGCGGGAGUCUGGACGAAAACUGUCAGGAGGUGCUGAAGGCUGCCACACGGGAGAAUGGCUUCCUGCUGCAAUACCUGGUGGCCAUCCCCACAGAGAAGGGCCUGGAUGCCCAGGGCUGCUUCUGCGCAGGCUGCUCCCGGCAGAUUGGCUUCUCCUUUGUACGACCCAAGCUCUGUGCCUUCUCUGGCCUCUAUUACUGUGACAUCUGUCACCAAGACGAUGCCUCGGUGAUUCCGGCCCGGAUCAUCCACAACUGGGACCUCGCCAAGCGCCCGGUCUGCCGGCAGGCCCUGAGGUUCCUCACACAGAUCCGCACCCAGCCCCUCAUCAACUUGCAGCUGGUGAACGCGUCUCUGUAUGAGCAUGUGGAGCACAUGCGCCUGGUUGGGAGGAGCCGCGAGCAGCUGAAGCUUCUGGGGGACUACCUGGGCCUGUGCCGCAGCGGCGCCCUGAAGGAGCUGAGCAAGAGGCUCAACCACAGGAAUUACCUGCUGGAGUCACCCCACAAGUUCAGCGUGGCUGACCUGCAGCAGAUCGCAGAGGGUGUGUAUGAGGCAUUCCUCCAGGCCCUGAUCGCCUUCGCCUCCCAGCAUGUGUACCACUGCGACCUCUGCACCCAGCGCGGCUUCAUCUGCCAGAUCUGCCGCCACCACGACAUCAUCUUCCCGUUUGAGUUCGACACCACCGUCAGGUGUGCUGAGUGCAAGACUGUCUUCCACCGGAGCUGCCAGGCCGUGGUGAGAAAGGGCUGUCCCCGCUGUGCCCGCCGGCGCAAGUACCAGGAGCAGAGCAUCCUUGGCUAGGCCCAUCUCCUGACCUGAGGUGGGGGUGAGCAUGGCGCAUCCCCAUCAGCUGGCUUUGCCGUCAGCCCGGGCCACCCUGCUCACAGUGUCACAGCCAUGUCCCUUGUUGGGAAGAACCUCAGAUGUGACCAGAGCACGGUCCCAAAGAGGCCCAGAUGCUGCCAUGGUCUCCCCACCACCCUGGCUGACUGAGGCAGGGCCGUCACCACCUGUCCUGUUGGGGAUGGAUGGGCCUCCACCGGCCUCCCUUGCCUCCUCCUGGAGUGGUCCUGGUACCCUGCCUGGCACCCCCACUAGGGCUGCUCAACACUGUGGAAAUGGACUUGGGGAGCAUUUUCAGUUCCACGUUCCUGAUUAAAAGUCUAGUUUUUUAAAGUGGAUUUUUCCCCCUCCUAUUUCAACAGAAAAUAUUUUUUUAUUGACCCUACACGAAUCACCCCAGGAAGCCAGGCUUUCACCCCCAGCCGAUGCAAGGAGUCCCUUGGGCCUGGCUGGAGGCAGUAGCAGACAGGUGGGCUGGCCACUGUGGGCAUGGGGCUGUUGGCCCACCCAGUGCCUUCUGUGGCCUGAACUGCCUUGUACCGAACUGCCUGACAGCAGAGCAGGACCUGUCCUGGUGAUGCCUGCAUUUUUUCCCAUCCCUCUUGUCCCUGCCCCGUGCCCUCACCUGAGCACCCACCCCCUUCCUGGCAUCAGAGCCCC
Molecule: messenger RNA, 4066 nt
Organism: Carlito syrichta (Philippine tarsier)
Lineage: Eukaryota; Metazoa; Chordata; Mammalia; Primates; Tarsiidae
Gene: PLEKHM1
Product: pleckstrin homology and RUN domain containing M1
Exons: 12
Coding region: 188-3364 (1058 amino acids)
Source: RefSeq, a predicted model, not a curated record